AUGGAGGAGGACCAGGCUGAGCCGCUCUUUGCACUUAAUGAGACCAACAGCAGCGGCGCCCUCCUGCCCGGCGCUGAUUACGACGAUGAGUUUAUUCGCUACUUGUGGCAGGAAUAUUUAUAUCCCGAGCAGUACGAGUGGGUGCUCAUUAUCGCUUAUAUUAUCGUGUUCAUUGUCGCCCUGGUCGGAAACAUACUGGUUUGCAUUGCAGUUUGGAAGAAUCAUCACAUGCGGACAGUCACAAACUAUUUCAUAGUUAAUUUAUCAUUUGCCGAUAUCCUUGUAACAAUUAUCUGCCUUCCUGCCAGCCUACUUGUUGACAUAACUGAGACAUGGUUUUUUGGGCCAGUUUUCUGCAAAAUAAUUCCUUACCUGCAAACUGUUGCAGUGUCUGUAUCUGUACUGACAUUGAGCUGCAUAGCACUGGAUCACUGGUACGCAAUAUGUCAUCCACUUCUGUUCAAAAGUACAGCCAGAAGAGCACGAAACAGUAUAAUUGCAAUAUGGAUUGUCUCCUGUGCAUUAAUGAUUCCCCAGGCAGUUGUAAUGGAAUGCAAUGUCAUGGUGCCAGAGUUAGCAAACAAAACACUUUUGUUCACCAUCUGUGAUGAGCACUGGGGAGAUGACAUUUACCCCAAGAUCUAUCAUAUUUGCUUUUUCAUUGUUACAUAUGUGGCCCCUUUGUGCCUGAUGAUUUUGGCCUAUUUUCAAAUAUUUCGGAAACUUUGGUGUCGACAGAUACCGGGGACUUCCUCGGUAGUGCAAAGGAAUUGGAAGCCUCUUGCCCUGCAGUGUUCAUCCCAGAAGGCUGGCAGAGGACAGGUCAAAUCACGAAUAAAUGCUGUUGCUGCAGAAGUCAAACAGGUUCAAACAAGACGGAAGACAGCAAGGAUGCUUCUGGUGGUUUUCAUUUUUUUCACACUUUGCUACCUUCCAAUAAGUAUUCUGAAUGUUCUGAAAAGGGUGUUUGGAGCCUUUGACAAUGUUAACAACAGAGCAACGCUCUAUGCUUGGUUUACUUUCUCACAUUGGCUAGUGUACGCCAAUAGUGCUGCAAAUCCUAUUAUUUAUAACUUUCUGAGUGGCAAAUUCCGGGAAGAAUUUAAAACUGCCUUCUCUUGUUGUUUCCGGAUGGACCGUCAGAAUGGUGAGCAUCUGAACAGAGCCCGGUUGAGCACAGAAAGCCGCAAGUCGUUCACCACACAGAUCUGCCAUUUUGAUAACGUUUCCAAAACUUCAGAACAAGUAGCGCUUACAAAUGUAACUACAUCACAGACCAGUAACCGCACUGCAAACAACAUCUGA
Hemiscyllium ocellatum (epaulette shark) is the source of this 1305-nucleotide messenger RNA. It is a transcript of the gene hcrtr2, whose product is annotated as hypocretin (orexin) receptor 2. Lineage: Eukaryota; Metazoa; Chordata; Chondrichthyes; Orectolobiformes; Hemiscylliidae. The record is from RefSeq and is a predicted model, not a curated record. Gene Ontology annotation, cellular component: membrane. The transcript is spliced from 7 exons. Bases 1 to 1305 code for a protein of 434 amino acids. Gene Ontology annotation, biological process: circadian sleep/wake cycle process; feeding behavior; neuropeptide signaling pathway. Gene Ontology annotation, molecular function: orexin receptor activity; peptide binding.